UUCAAGGUUACUACUCAAAGCGCAGAGAAACGUUCGUGUUUUAAUCAUUUAGUAUUGUGCACUGUGUGUGAGUGAACACUCGUGUUGGUGGUGCUGUGUUGGUGUUGCUGACAUCUAAUGAUAAAUGAUUUAAGGUCAAUUAAAUAGAUUUUAUUUGAAAAUGAAAAUCUACGUACAACUUACCAUCCUGCUAUGCUACGCAUCAUUGGCAUAUCCAAGACCACAAGAAGACAGUGAUGUAAAAACCAGCACUGUUGUCGACGAUCCACCAUCAUCUACUUCGACUACCACAGCUCCGGCUCCGGCCGAAGAUGAUGGAGUGGCGAAGGCUGUCAAUGCUUUCGGCUUCAAGAUGAUUAAAGCCAUGAUGAACCAGAGCACAGACCAGAACAUCGUGGUAUCUCCUACAGGCGUCGUUGGUCUACUUGCUAUGACGCUUCUGGGAAGCGCGGGAACUACCUACGACGAAAUUGCAGAACUAAUCGGAUUUAGCCAAGAUAUUCUCGUGAACCGAAAAUACCACGAGGAUUUGGGGUCGCGAUUGCGGUCUCUAAGUGCAAACGACACAAAGACAUUAUACGCAAAUGCUGUGUUCGUCAGCGAGCAGUCCCGGCUCCGGGACAUAUUCCGCUCCUACCUACAGCGGGUGUACCACGGGGAAGCUCUCCGUGCUGACUUUCAAGAUGGCGACAAAGUUAAACAAAUGAUUAAUGAAUGGGUGAGUAACCACACCAACAACAAAAUAGAAAACUUUCAGCAGCAGCCACUGCCAGCUUCGACAAAAGCAGUGCUUCUCAGCGCCCUCUACUUCAGCGGACAAUGGGCGGAACCUUUCGUACCCGAGUAUACGAGAAAGUUACCCUUCCAAACGCCAACCAAAGAAGUGCUGGUAGAUUUGAUGGCUAAUUUCGGAGAUUUUGACUACGUUUUUUCAUUUGAAGAUGGCCUACAGAUGAUUGCUUUGCCGUACAACGAUACAGUGACAACGAUGUACGUAAUAAAACCAAGAUUACCAAAGCGUGUUAACUUAACUGAUUUACUAGAUCGUUUAGAUUACGAAAAGAUUGAUAAAUUGAUAGAUCACAUGAAGAGGAAGAAGUGUGUCAUUCGUUUCCCUAAAAUGAAGCUUGAAAGUAAGGUAGACUUGAAGGAUACUUUGAGUGGGUUGGGUGCCAGAUCGAUGUUCACACCUGGAGUUGCGAAUUUCGCUGUCAUGCUGGAGAGCGAUCAAGUUGCUAAUACCAAUGAAGAGGAGCUGAUAAGCCGAAUAAACACAGGCGAGGGCGAGGCGCGCACACUAAAGGACAUGGUCAACGGGUUUGUCAACCCGUCCGUGCACGUCGACUCAGUGAUGCAUGAAGUCAAAAUGACUAUAGACGAAUACGGCACCGAAGCAGUGGCUGCGACCAGCGCGGUGAUGGCGCGUACGGCGGAGACGUUCUACGCAGACUCGCCAUUCUAUCUAUUCAUCAGGAACGAGAAGACCAAACUGGUUACGUUUAGCGCUAUAGUGUUCGACCCAACUAUUGAGUAAAAGUCUCUGAUACAUGUUCCGUAUAUUAAAUUAACACUAAUUUAGCAAUAAUCUAAAAGAAGAGGAACCAAAUAUUAUCACAUGUAAAUAAUAAUAUCAAUUUUAAUAUAAUUACACCGAGAGUUCAUUGGCCCUCUGUAAGUAGACAGGUUAGUCAGGUUGUACUGUCAAAAGUGCACCCACCUCAUGUCUUUUCAGUAGUAUGCUGCGCCCUAACGGGAUUUCGACAAUCAAGAAUGUUCCUGUCAUAUUUUAUGCAACGCGUUACCUUAUGACCUACUCUUUAUAAUUAUUUCCGUAAUUUAAAUUUUAUUUAUCCCUUCUUUGCAACAGCGACAUUACUGGCAUGAGCGACAGUGACAGAAAAUACAAAAACGACGUACCCAUAAGUGAUAGAGGGUAGACCCACAAAUUACAAAGUGCGAAUAUCACGAUUUAUCGCGCUCGGAGUCGAACACAAAUCUUAUUUUGUAACAUACAUAACUACGUUUUAUGCAUGACAUAAUCAGAACAAAAUUGUUUUGAUAUAAGAAAGAAACAGGUUUUAACAACCAAUUUUACGUGACGAAUUAAACCAAUUACCUACAAUCACGAUUCAAUUUCGAUCGAAUUUGUACCUGUAUAAUUUAUCCCAUCCCAAUUUAAGAAACACAGAGGCCAUUGACACAUUAAUUACAAUCUUCUUUAGCGAUUUUUU
Ostrinia furnacalis (Asian corn borer) is the source of this 2231-nucleotide messenger RNA. RefSeq names its product serine protease inhibitor 13 (gene serpin-13). The record is from RefSeq and is a predicted model, not a curated record. Lineage: Eukaryota; Metazoa; Arthropoda; Insecta; Lepidoptera; Crambidae. The coding region runs from base 161 to 1534 and encodes 457 amino acids. The transcript has 9 exons. Gene Ontology annotation, molecular function: serine-type endopeptidase inhibitor activity.